AUGGCCUCUCUGCAAUCUGCCAGCGCCACGGCGCCCUCGCCCUCGGCUCACAAGGGCUACGACCAAGAGAUCUUGGAUAUCGCCGGCUAUGUGCACAACCAGAAAAUUGACUCGGAGCUGGCCUUUGACACGGCGAGAUGGGUCUUCCUUGACACGCUAGGCUGUGGCCUCGAGGCUUUGCGGUUCAAGGAAUGCACUAAGCUCCUGGGUCCCAUCGUCCCGGGCACCACUGUCCCAUCGGGCACCAAGGUACCCGGAACUGACUUCCAGCUCGACCCCGUCAACGGCGCCUUCAACAUUGGUGCUAUGAUUCGCUGGCUCGACUACAACGACUGCUGGCUCGCUGCUGAGUGGGGCCACCCUAGUGACAACCUGGGUGCCAUCCUCGCCGUUGCCGACUGGGCCACUCGGACCAACAAGGCUGGCCAGCACAAGGUUGCCGGCGGCAAGAUCUUUACCAUUCGCGAUGUGCUCGAGGCCAUGAUCAAGGCCCACGAGAUCCAGGGCUGCCUCGCCCUGCUAAACUCGUACAACAAGGUCGGCCUCGACCACGUCGUCCUGGUCAAGGUUGCCAGCACUGCCGUGGUCAGCCAGAUGUUGGGCCUCAGCGAGAAGCAGACAGCCGACGCCAUCACUCAUGCCUGGGUUGACGGUCAGAGCUUGCGCACUUACCGCCACACCCCCAACACCAUGUCCCGCAAGUCGUGGGCUGCCGGUGAUGCUUGCCAGCGCGCCGUAAACCUCGCCCUCAAGGUUCUCAAGGGCGAGUCUGGCAUCCCUACUGUUCUCUCUGCCUCGACGUGGGGUUUCUACGACGUCCUGUUCAAGGGCAAGAAGUUUGAGUUCCAGCGUGGUUAUGGCAGCUACGUCAUGGGAACGUGCUCUCAAGACCGCCGUCGAGCGUCUGAGAAGCUCCAUGCCCAGCUGAAGGCCAUGGGCAAGUCUGCCGCCGACAUCAAGGCAGUCACCUGCCGGACACACGAGGCCUGCGUUCGCAUCAUCGACAAGCAGUUCAAGCCCAUGGACAACUUUGCCGACCGCGACCACUGCAUCCAGUACAUGUGCUCUGUCAUGCUCGUCUUUGGCCGUCUCACCGCCGGUGACUACCCCGACAGCUCCGAGGCGGCCACCUCUGAGCUGGUUGAGUCACUCCGUAAGAAGAUCAAGUGCGUCGAGGACCCGCAGUUCACGGCCGACUACCAUGACCCGGCUCUCCGCACCAUCAGCAACGGCCUGACCGUCGAGCUGAACGACGGCACUGUAUUGCCCGAGGUGGUCAUUGAGGCCCCGCUCGGCCACCGCCUGCGUCGCGAGGAGGCCAAGCCCCAUAUCCUCGCCAAGUUCAAAGGCCACCUUGAGCCCCAUUUCAGCGCCGAGAAGGUAAAGGAGAUUGUUGAGCUCGGCCAGGACCCCAAGAAGCUCGAGGCCAUGAAUGUGGAUGAGUACGUUGAUUUGUAUGUCACCAAGGACAGCAAGUUUGUGAAAAGCCAAUAG
Molecule: messenger RNA, 1494 nt
Organism: Chaetomium globosum CBS 148.51
Lineage: Eukaryota; Fungi; Ascomycota; Sordariomycetes; Sordariales; Chaetomiaceae
Exons: 3
Coding region: 1-1494 (497 amino acids)
Cellular component (GO): mitochondrion
Molecular function (GO): 2-methylcitrate dehydratase activity; 2 iron, 2 sulfur cluster binding
Source: RefSeq, a predicted model, not a curated record